CAAAAGUGACCCAUCGCGAACGGACAAACGACGGAUUGAAGUUAAGUCAGUGUGCAACCGGUACUCGGCGAUUAGGUUCUUUGGGUAAUGCCUUUGGCGAUCUUUGUUGUGUCUAGUACGGAAGUUUUUUAUGUGUUAACAGCCACCGACGAAAAAUAACAACAUCAGCAUUUCUACAGCAACCAAAACAGAUCGAGGUUGAUGUAUGAAAUAUGUGCCACUAGUACUAUCCAGCGAGAGAGUUAUUAUUGCUUCUUUCUUUCUGAUUCGCGGGUUCCUUUCUGAAAUCGAAAUCUUUCGAUUGAGUGGAGCCAAGCAAGAAGUGCAACAACGCACAGUUCAACGUGGUGGUGGUCAACAAGUCACGCGUAGUCAGUCACACGGAAGGUGAACGGUGGCGUAGUCUGCAAAACAAACAGCAAAAGUGAAUCCAAGAAGCAAACUCAAGCGCUUUCCCUUGUGCGGCGGGCAUAACCUUCUCUCCAUUUCACUCACGGUGCUGCGUUGCCCAUAGUGUACCCUAGUCUAGCGGGUUACAAAUAGAAAGAGGGAAAAGAUUAGUGUGGAAAAUAGUUUUAAUUUUUAGCACGCGCUGCUUGAUUCGUUCCUAGUGAUUGUGGUGUGGUGGUUUCAAACGAAGUCGCAAAGGAGUGUAUCUUGAAGUGCGAUUUACGUACACACGGCUGUAAACAAUGAUGACUCCAGUAGGCGGAAGUUCCGCGGACCAAAUGGAUGGCCCGAUAGCAGUCAUUUCUGCUGGGGUUGUUCCAUCGGCCGGAAUCCAGCAGCCGGCGCCUGCGACGACGGAGGUAGAUAAACGUCGUAUCAACCGGAUGUUUAGCUGGACUGCUGAUUCACCCGCGAUCACAGGCAGUGAGACGAGCGUAGCGACGAUAGACGAUGGAGGGACGAUGUGGGCCCGGCAGCAGCAUGCCGUUUCGGUGCGGCAUGCGUUCAAACAGUACGGCACCAAGAAGAAACCAAAUCAAGUUCUAUCCAACCUGAACAUGACAGUAGCCAAAGGAACAAUUUAUGGACUUUUAGGAGCAUCCGGUUGCGGCAAAACGACACUUCUAUCAUGUAUAGUCGGACGAAAGCGACUCAACUCAGGAGAAAUAUGGGUGCUCGGUGGCAAGCCAGGAACAAAAGGGUCCGGAGUACCGGGCAAACGAGUAGGAUACAUGCCACAAGAGAUAGCCUUAUACGGAGAAUUCUCCAUCCGGGAAACGAUGAUGUACUUUGGAUGGAUUUUCGGCAUGCAGACGUCAGAAAUUAAGGAAAGGCUACAAUUUUUGCUCAACUUCCUGGACUUGCCGUCUGAAUCGCGACUGGUGAAAAAUUUAAGUGGUGGCCAGCAACGACGAGUUUCGUUUGCCGUAGCUCUGAUGCACGAUCCGGAGCUGCUCAUCCUGGACGAGCCAACCGUCGGCGUCGAUCCAUUACUUAGGCAAAGUAUAUGGAAUCAUCUGGUGCACAUCACAAAGGCUGGUCAGAAAACGGUCAUCAUCACAACACAUUACAUCGAAGAGGCGCGACAAGCGCAUACGAUUGGUCUGAUGCGUUCUGGACGACUGCUAGCGGAAGAAUCACCUGCCUGCCUGCUUUCAAUGUACCGGUGCAGUAGUCUGGAGGAUGUCUUUCUUAAGUUGUCUCGCAAGCAAGGACAACAGAAUGCCGCCCCUGCUGAAUUAAAUAUAAGCAAUAACAUUUCGCUGUCUGCGCUGGCGUUCGGCAAAGCCAAGGAUAAUCCAGUCUACGUGAGUCAGGAGAGCGGUGUCGUAGGUUUAAAUUUCCAUCAAAGUAAAGAAGUACUCAUUACGGAUAGCAAUGGAUCGGCGUACGGUAUCAACGGCAUAAACGGGUCCGCUCCGGGAGCGAUCAGUCAGGCGGUGGAAUGUGACGAUUGCGGGGAGUGUUCGGAUUGUUUCAAUAUUACUACGAAGGGUAAGCUGCGUGCGCUUUUGUCCAAAAACUUUCUUCGGAUGUGGCGCAAUGUCGGCGUGAUGUUGUUCAUCUUCGCGUUACCAGUGAUGCAGGUCAUCCUGUUCUGUUUGGCAAUUGGACGAGAUCCGACCAAUCUUCGAAUGGCUAUAGUGAAUCAGGAAAUGAAUACCACCAACGGCGAUUGUAUGUUUGAUGCUGGCUGCAGCUUCACCAACCUGUCGUGCCGCUACAUGAGCCAUCUCAAUUCGACGAUAGUGAAAAAUUACUAUCCGGAUUUGGACUCGGCGCUAGGAGCGGUUCGAACCGGUGAUGCGUGGGGUGCUCUUUAUUUUACGGAUAACUUCACCGAUGCUUUGGUUGCGAGAAUUGCCUUGGGUCGCGAUGCCGAUGAUGAAACGCUGGAUCAAUCGGAAAUCCGUGUAUGGCUUGACAUGUCCAACCAACAGAUUGGUAUCAUGUUGAACAGAGAUCUGCAAGUGGCUUAUCGCGAGUUUGCUCAAGAGCUGCUUCGUGUUUGUGACAACAAUCCAAAGCUUGGAGAUGUUCCGAUCCAGUUCAAAGACCCCAUUUAUGGAACCAACGACCCCUCCUUCACGGAUUUCGUGGCACCUGGCGUUAUCUUAACGAUCGUAUUCUUCUUGGCCGUUGCCCUAACAUCGUCUGCACUGAUCAUUGAGAGAACUGAAGGUCUUCUGGAUCGUUCUUGGGUAGCUGGUGUUACGCCGUUCGAGAUUCUUUUCUCGCACGUUGUUACGCAGUUCGUAGUUAUGUGCGGACAAACAGCGCUGGUACUUGUCUUCAUGAUCGUCGUGUUCGGGGUAACCAACAACGGAGACAUUGUUUGGAUCGUGAUGCUGACCAUUCUGCAAGGCUUGUGUGGCAUGUGCUUCGGAUUCGUAAUUUCUGCCAUCUGUGAGCUGGAGAGAAACGCAAUUCAGUUGGCGUUAGGCUCAUUCUACCCAACGUUGCUGCUAUCUGGAGUCAUCUGGCCAAUCGAAGGCAUGCCUUUAGUGUUGCGUUACGUGUCCCUGUGUCUGCCAUUAACACUGGCCACAUCGUCCCUGCGAUCGAUUCUGACACGCGGUUGGAGCAUAUUAGAUGAGGAUGUAUAUUUGGGAUUCGCGUCCACCAUUGCCUGGAUUGUAAUCUUCUUGGUGGUAACGCUGCUUGUACUUAGAUUUAAGCGAGGCUAAGUUUAUAGUGUGAGGAUUUUAUACUUAGUGAUCAUUAAUUUAUAUGAGAGCGCAUGCAUACACGCAUACAAUCAUUGGAUCUGUGUGUUCGUUUUCCGUAAUUUAAUGCAUCGAUUUUCGCAUUUCAAGUGGUGGAAAUACGUGAAUCUCAUCGCUGUAAACCGUUCGGGCCGAACUUUGCUAAACAUCACUUUGGAAUCUAGUCCUCUAAUUAUGUACACCCUAGAACGGGAAUGUUUUUACCAAAAGAACAAACUAUCGGCUCGGUGUGUACAUCUUGACACCACAGACUACGAACCGUUUUCCAAAAGUAAUACAUCUUUCGCAUGGUUCGAUCCGCCUUUUUUAGAAAAUAAAACGAAGUGCAAUCAUUUUACAUUACGACGACAAAUUGAUAGUGCAAGUAAUGAAACGUUUGUUAGCGUUGCGUUACGGGUCAAGUUUCAGUUUAUGGUUGCAUCAUCAGUCAGCACUCUUUCCUGUUAUAUUAUUUGCACAUGGAAAUAAAAAACCUCUUUUUAAAGUCCUUCAUAUUUUCAACGGUUUUGUUAUAAAGCUUGGUAAUUACGUUUAACAUACUUUUGUGGAGAGGUAUAAUACAACAACUCUCUUGCUAUUGAUUAUGUUAUCAUAACAUGCAACUGAAUCUAAUUUGCUCAAUUUUGCUCGUUAGUUACUAUUGUUUAGCUAUCCAAAAAUUAAAUAAAAAUGCAUCGGAAAACAGAAUUUCUGAGCCACUUCUACAUGUCUUGUGUCAUAAAACAAAGCGGAAAAUGGUAAUAAGAUUCAUUUGAAGCUUGCUUAGUGGAAUGUUUUCUUAGGCUUAAAACACGGUUUAAAACUAUUUUAUUUAACUCCACUGCAUGAUUGUCAUCUCUACUGCAACGUUUAAAUUGACGCUUUAAGUCACUUUCAGUGCCUCGUUGAGUCAAAAUAAGCGGAGCUGACGAAUGACACACACGUUAAUGGAAUUAUUUGAAAUAGGUUCGAACGCGUGUUUUAGACUUGUGAAAAGUGAUGUCAUUGAAGUGUACUAACCCGCCAAUCAGCUAUCAAUAGUUUCCAUGCGAAGGAAAACAACAAUUAUUGAACUGUGAUUAUACAUUUUUCUUUUUUAUAUUGCUCUUAGAUUUUUUUAUACGCUAACUUUAAAAAGGAAAAUAGUAGGCGAAAGAACUUUUUAGGGAAAAAAUAAUUAUGUAAGGCCAAUCUGCAAAAAUGAAACCAUAGACUUAAUAAUGUAACACUUAUAAAUAGUCGAGUGUCCCGUCAUUUCAGGGAUUCUAGAAAUAAAAUAAACACACACAUUGCAGCAAAAAAACGAAACGGCAAUGAGUAUGCUUAACAUCUGGAGUAAAAUCUAAAACAUUUGUAAUCUAGUUCUUUAUUAUUUGUGAAGGGUUUAAAAUCAACAUAAACCAAGCGCUAGAAGGCAUCACUGCCAUUUCGCUCUAUCAAUUCUAUACCGUCCUUCCUUUCUCAGUUUGUGCGCUGUAUUUCUCGAAUAUUAGUUGAAAUGAAUCAAUGAGUGACGUGUGUAGAGUAUGUAAUUAUUUUGGGACCUUACCUUAAUGUUAACAGUGAAUUUUUCCUGGCUGGAAAAUCGAAAUAAAGGGGGAAUUGUAAAAAGAAUCUUGUAAGCAGGAGAGUAAAUAAAGUAAUCUUGAAUAAAACAACCAAAUGGG
Armigeres subalbatus is the source of this 4822-nucleotide messenger RNA. It is a transcript of the gene snu, whose product is annotated as ABC transporter G family member 23. Gene Ontology annotation, cellular component: membrane; ATP-binding cassette (ABC) transporter complex. Gene Ontology annotation, molecular function: ABC-type transporter activity; ATP hydrolysis activity; ATP binding. Lineage: Eukaryota; Metazoa; Arthropoda; Insecta; Diptera; Culicidae. Gene Ontology annotation, biological process: transmembrane transport. The record is from RefSeq and is a predicted model, not a curated record. Bases 693 to 3137 code for a protein of 814 amino acids. The transcript has 11 exons.